AUGUUGAGGAGAUUCUCUACUCAAUUCAAGAGGUCCAAGGACCCCAAGGACUCUAAUGGGGAUGUCGAGCCUAAGACUGCCGAGAAGACCCCAGAGAAGAGCAGCAAGCGCUUCUCCAAGGUCUCUCCAGCUCGUAAGUCCACUUCCAAUCAAGAAGAUAACCACGCUGUGAAGCGUGCCGAGGUUGUUGCUACAUUCGAGAAGUAUGCGCAAGCAAUUCACGCUUCGCAAGAGCCUCUGCCCAAUCAGACUGGCGACGGCUCGUUCAUGAAGCACGACAAGUCGUCCGGUCUCAUCGGUGACAUCAAGUCCCUUGGUUUCCGUGAUGUCAGUACUGUCAAAGACCUCAUCGCUAGCAAGACCUCCGGUCAGCUCGUUGAUGAUAAGACCUAUCUCAUGGAACGUGUGAUUCAAUUGGUUGCCGACCUGCCUGGUCACUCAAAGAACCGCACUGAGCUCACCAAUGUAUUCUUGGAUGAGCUAUGGACCUCACUUCCUCACCCUCCACUCUCCUACAUGGGAGAUGAAUUCAAAUACCGCUCCGCCGAUGGCUCAAAUAACAACCCUACUCUCCCCUGGCUGGGAGCUGCCAAUACCGCAUACUGCCGCACUAUUCCUCCCCUGACCAUUCAGCCCAGCGGAUUGCCUGAUGCCGGUCUAAUUUUCGAUACCCUCUUUGCUCGUCAGGAGUUCACUCCGCAUCCCAACAAGGUCUCCAGUGUUUUCUUCGACUGGGCCUCCCUGAUUAUUCAUGACAUUUUCCAGACCGACUACCGCGAACAGAACAAGAACAAGACCUCCGCAUACCUGGAUCUCUCUAUCCUGUACGGUGAUAUUCAAGAGCAACAGGAUCUGAUCCGUUCCCACCAGGAUGGAAGACUCAAGCCCGAUUGCUUCUCAGAGGGUCGUCUGCAGGCCCUUCCCGCUGCCUGCGGUGUCCUGCUGGUCAUGCUGAACCGUUUCCACAACCACAUUGUUACCCAACUGGCCGAGAUCAACGAGAAUGGCCGCUUCAGCAAGCCGCGCCCCGGUAUGUCCGAGGAGGAUACCAGAAAAGCCUGGGUCAAGCGGGAUGAGGACCUGUUCCAGACUGGUCGCCUUAUCACUUGCGGCCUUUACAUCAACAUCACUCUGUACGAUUACUUGCGCACCAUUGUCAACUUGAAUCGCACAAACUCCACCUGGUGUUUGGAUCCCCGAGCCCAGAUGGAGAAGGCUGGUGCUACUCCCUCUGGCCUCGGUAACCAGUGCUCCGUCGAGUUCAAUUUGGCCUACCGCUGGCACUCGGCUAUCAGUCAGGGUGAUGAGAAGUGGAUUGAACAGGUCUACUUUGAUCUCAUGGGCAAGCCCGCCGAGGAGGUCACCUUGCACGAGCUGCUCCAGGGCAUGAAGAAGGUGGAGGGCACGCUCGACGCUGAUCCUUCCAAGCGUACCUUCGCCCGCCUCAAGCGUAAUCAGGACGGUUACUUCGAUGAUGGAGAGCUUGUCAAUAUUCUGACUCACGCUACCGAGGACGUGGCCAGCUCUUUCGGUCCCCGCAACGUGCCCAAGGCCAUGCGUUCUAUCGAAAUCCUCGGUAUCGAAGCCUCCCGUCGGUGGAAUGUGGGUUCCCUCAACGAGUUCCGUAAGCACUUCGGCCUGAAGACCUAUGAAACUUUCGAGGAAGUCAACUCCAACCCUGAGAUCGCCGAUACUCUUCGUCACCUCUACGAGCACCCUGAUUUCAUUGAGUUGUACCCCGGUAUCGUCACUGAGGAGGCGAAGGAGCCUAUGAUCCCUGGUGUCGGUAUCGCCCCGACUUAUACCAUCUCGCGUGCUGUGCUUUCGGAUGCCGUCGCCCUUGUUCGUGGUGAUCGUCACUACACCAUUGACUACAACCCUCGCAACCUGACCAACUGGGGUUACAACGAGUGUCGCUACGACCUUAACAUCAACCAGGGCUGUAUCUUCUACAAGCUGGCUACGCGCGCCUUCCCCAAUCACUACAAGCCAGACUCCAUCUAUGCCCACUAUCCCAUGACCAUCCCCAGCGAAAACCGCAAGAUCAUGAAAGAUCUGGGCCGUGAGCAAGACUACUCCUAUGACAAGCCCGCCUUCAUUGAGCCUCGUGUCAACCUUGCCUCUCACCGGAAUGCCAAGAUGCUUCUCCAGAACCAGCAGGAUUUCCGUCCUAGCUGGGCCCGCUCCAUGACCGAGCUCUUCGGAAAGGGCGAAUUUGAUACCAAGCAGCGUGAAGCUAUUGGCAAGGCCCUUCACACUGAUGAGUUCCCCAAGCUCGUCAAGACCUUCUACGAGGAUAUUACUGAGCGCUUGAUCGCUGAGAAAGGUGGUCGAUUGGGCAAGAUCAACCAGAUCGAUAUCACUCGCGAUGUCGGCAACCUCGCCCACGUCCACUUUGCUUCUACCAUCUUCGGUCUUCCCUUGAAGACUGAACAGAACCCACAGGGGCUGUUCACCGACCAGGAGAUGUACAUGAUCCUUUCGACCAUCUUCGCCGCGCUCUUCUUCGACGUCGAUGCUCCUCGCUCCUACUCUCUGAACAGCGCUGCCUCCGCUGUCUCCACUCAGCUUGGCCAGGUCGUCGAGGCCAGCGUUAAAUCUGACACCAAUACCAGUCUCUUCUCUGGCCUCAUGGACAGCUUCCGCCCUCACGACAAUGCUCUCCGUGAGUUCGGCCACGAUGCCGUUCGCCGCAUGAAAGAGGCCGGUUCCAGCGCCUCCGACAUCACUUGGUCCGCCAUUAUCCCAACCAUCGUCGGCUUGGUUCCCAAUCAGGCCCAGGUCUUCACACAGAUUAUCGAGUACUACACCGUGCCCGGAAACGCCCACCACCUGGCAGAGAUCAGCCGUCUCGCCAAGCGUGACUCCGCGGACGCCGACGACAAGCUGUACCGCUACUGUCUGGAGGCUAUUCGUCUGAAUGGCACCUUCGGUGCCUUCCGCGAGGCCACACAGCCCGUCAUCAUCGAGGACAACGGCAAGACCUACACCAUCCAGCCUGGCCAGCAAGUCUUCGCCUCCUUCGAUCAGGCUAACCACGACCCUAUCGUCUUCCCCUCGCCAAACGAAGUCCGCCUCGACCGUCCUCUUGAUUCCUAUAUCAACUACGGCCAGGGCCCCACCACCACCUUCGGCGAGGAGGUUACCAAGAUUGCCCUCAUCGCUAUGCUGCGCGUCGUCGGACGUCUCCAGGGUCUCCGUCGUGCUCCUGGUCCUCAAGGCCAGCUUCAGAAGGUCGCUCAGGAGGGUGGCUACUACGUUUACCUCCGCGGUGACGGAAGCGCUUACUGCCCCUUCCCUAUGUCGCUUAAGCUGCACUGGGACGGCCCCUUCUUGCAGAAGAAGCCCACCGCUUCUUCGUAA
This is a messenger RNA of Penicillium paradoxum, 3363 nucleotides long. RefSeq names its product peroxidase/cytochrome P450 family protein. Lineage: Eukaryota; Fungi; Ascomycota; Eurotiomycetes; Eurotiales; Aspergillaceae. The transcript has 3 exons. Gene Ontology annotation, molecular function: oxidoreductase activity, acting on paired donors, with incorporation or reduction of molecular oxygen; peroxidase activity; heme binding. Gene Ontology annotation, biological process: response to oxidative stress. Bases 1 to 3363 code for a protein of 1120 amino acids. The record is from RefSeq and is a predicted model, not a curated record.